Stereum hirsutum FP-91666 SS1 is the source of this 750-nucleotide messenger RNA. RefSeq names its product CKS-domain-containing protein. Gene Ontology annotation, cellular component: cyclin-dependent protein kinase holoenzyme complex; SCF ubiquitin ligase complex. The transcript has 3 exons. Gene Ontology annotation, biological process: regulation of mitotic cell cycle. The coding region runs from base 44 to 448 and encodes 134 amino acids. The record is from RefSeq and is a predicted model, not a curated record. NCBI's taxonomy places the organism in Eukaryota, Fungi, Basidiomycota, Agaricomycetes, Russulales, Stereaceae. Gene Ontology annotation, molecular function: histone binding; cyclin-dependent protein serine/threonine kinase activator activity; protein kinase binding.
CCUCUCUAUACCCAACCAUCACCAUCUCUCCUAUUAUUCAAGCAUGGCCUCGAGAAGUCAACAGCCACAACUUGAUCAGAAGAAAAUUGAUGAAUACAUCGAGAAGAUUCACUACUCCGACCGGUACUCAGAUGAUCAAUAUGAGUAUCGUCACGUCAUACUCCCCAAACCCCUCUUCAAGAUCAUCCCAAAGGAAUACUUCAGUGACGAUGACUCUGGCACGCUGCGUCUGCUUUCGGAGGCUGAGUGGAGAGGAAUCGGAAUCACGCAGAGUCUGGGAUGGGUGCACUACGAGGUACAUGCGCCGGAACCACAUGUUCUGCUCUUCAGACGGGAGAAGAACUUCGACGCACAGCUUGCUCAGCGACAGCAGCAGGCAGCUUACGAGCAACAACAACAGCAGUACGCAAAUGGGAAGGCAGCGACGAGGAAUGUGCGAAAGAAGUAGUCUCCAAUCUUAGGUGCAUUCGAGCUCGUUGAUUGUGGCGUGGAUUCCGUCGUCGUGACCGCCGCAUAUUUCAGCUAUCCUCCAGGUCAACUCGCCCUUCACUUCCUCUGUAUUAUCUCUGGUAUACAUCUGCAUAUGUCCGUUUUGUCUCACUGUCGUUGCCGGAUGGCCCAUAUCUCGUUCCGUCCUUGUCUUGCCUGCCGCUUUCGUACGUACUCUAUGACUCAUGAUAGAUCGUUGUAUUUCGGUUCGAUUGUGUCUUGCAUUCAGACCGCAACUGAAGAGCAUUAUUUUAUUAGAAC